AUGACUGUCGCCGGGUUAAUGGCUGGCAUCCCGUUCCACCUGCCACUGUGCCGCCGGCACCCACUGCUGCACUGCCCAUCGGGCUCUGCUCCGCAGCCACAGGCAAACCCAGGGUGUGGUGUGCUCUGGAGUUUCACGGAGAUGCCACCGGGGAGGGUGGGAUCGGGACGCACGGGGGCCAUGCUCCCACAGCUCAUGGUAUGCUUCUCCCCACGGCAGGGCUCCAGGGGGCCAGCCGGGUGUCGGGGUGCCUGCUCGCCCGGUGGCAUGGAGACAUGGUCCCGCUGCGGCGCUGCCUUCGACUGCGUGCCGCAGCCGGCAGCCUGCUGCCCUGACUGGAUGGCGGAGCUCCCCGACGCCCUGCCCCUCUCCCACCUCUCCAUCCCUGGCACCCACGACUCCCUCAGCCUGUUUGGUGGCCGGCGCCUGCGGUGCCAGAGCUGGGGCCUGGAGGCGCAGCUGGCGGCCGGCAUCCGCUUCUUAGAUGUGCGCUGCAAGCUGUGGCGGGGCGAGCUUCGCAUCUACCACCUGUGCACCUUCCAGCGGGCCAGCCUGCGGGGCGUCUUGCGCCGCACCCUGCGCUUCCUCCGCGCCCACCCCGGCGAGGCCGUGCUGAUGCGCAUCAAGGAGGAGCUGCCCGUCUUCUCCCGGCCCGGCUUCGCUGCCCAGCUGCACCGCUGCCUGCUGGAAGCGGGCCAGGGCUGCGUGUGGUGCCGGGAGGAGGUGCCCACGCUGGGCCAGGUGCGCGGGAAGAUCGUGGUGCUGGAGGCGCUGGCGCGGGAGGUGCUGGGCAUCCCCUACGAGCAACUGAGCAUCAGCGAUGCCUGGAACGUGCUCUCCCUGGAGCGCAAGUGGGCCCGGGUGCGGCGGCACCUGGAGAAAGCGGCCGGCGGAGACCCCAGCACCAUGUACCUCACCUUCUGCUCCGGCAAUGGGCUCUUCACGUGCCCCGAGCAGGUGGCCCGCUUUGUGAACCCCCGCUGCUGCCAGCACCUGCGGCGCCGGGCGGGGCAGCCCGUGCGCUGGGGAAUUGUCAUCACGGACUUCCCUGGCGCGGGCCUUCUCCACCUCAUUGUGGCGAGCAACGGCCCGCGGGCCAGUGGACACGGCACAGCAGCCCCCGGCACCGCCAGGGUCCCGUCGCGGCCCCCCCGCGGCACAGGGGACAGACGGCGCGGCCAGCACAGCUCUGCGCGCUGUCCCUCGGCAAGGACACUGCUCCCGGCCCCGCGCCUCUGCCGAGCGACCUCAGCACCUGGCGGGCAAAAGCGGCUUCCUAGGGCUUGCAGAGCACCGGGGAUCCUUCGUGUGACAGCGGUGUGACAGCUGCAGAGGCAGCAGAGGAGCCGGGCAGCCCGCGGAGCUGCACCCUGCCUUGAGAAGCCAGGUACGGUGCCGGUGCGGGGUUGCGCCGCCCGAGUCCCGCAGGGCAGCAGGGUGGGUGGGAGUAGAACGUCCUGCCUCACCUCCUGUCGGGCCGGUGAGGCCUCCCAAGGCAUCCCAAGGCCUCCCUCUCUGCAAAAUAGUCCUUCUACUUAAGGGUAAAUAAAAAUAAAAAUGAAGCUAGGAAAGCACCGCCUAUGUUGCCUUGCCAUUUCCU
Cinclus cinclus is the source of this 1600-nucleotide messenger RNA. RefSeq names its product 1-phosphatidylinositol phosphodiesterase-like. Gene Ontology annotation, molecular function: phosphoric diester hydrolase activity. The transcript is spliced from 2 exons. Gene Ontology annotation, biological process: lipid metabolic process. Bases 1 to 1323 code for a protein of 440 amino acids. The record is from RefSeq and is a predicted model, not a curated record. Lineage: Eukaryota; Metazoa; Chordata; Aves; Passeriformes; Cinclidae.